GUCUGGAGUUGUCUCACUGCGUAGGGACCAACUCGCUGGGCCCCGCUGUGCCCUGGAGGUCCGGAGGGCCCUGCAAGAUGAAGAGGGUCCGCACCGUCUUCAAACCGGAGCAGCUGGAGCGGCUGGAGCAAGAGUUCCUCAAGCAGCAGUACAUGGUGGGCACCGAGCGAGUGGACCUGGCCGCAACCCUGCAUCUCACGGAGACUCAGGUGAAGGUCUGGUUCCAGAACCGGAGGAUCAAGUGGAGGAAGCAGAGCAUGGAGCAGAAGGCAGCGAAGCUGUCGCAGUUCAGGGUGAUCCAACCUGCCACCGCGGACUCCACGGACAUCAAGGAGCACGAGGAGGACACUGUGGACGUUGAGCUUUGA
Mesitornis unicolor (brown roatelo) is the source of this 368-nucleotide messenger RNA. RefSeq names its product homeobox protein not2-like. Gene Ontology annotation, molecular function: DNA-binding transcription factor activity, RNA polymerase II-specific; DNA binding. The record is from RefSeq and is a predicted model, not a curated record. The annotation marks the transcript as partial. Gene Ontology annotation, biological process: central nervous system development; neuron differentiation; regulation of DNA-templated transcription. NCBI's taxonomy places the organism in Eukaryota, Metazoa, Chordata, Aves, Mesitornithiformes, Mesitornithidae. The transcript is spliced from 2 exons.